This is a messenger RNA of Oppiella nova, 525 nucleotides long. The record is from the annotation of a GenBank genome assembly. Lineage: Eukaryota; Metazoa; Arthropoda; Arachnida; Sarcoptiformes; Oppiidae.
AUGCAAUUCUUGAUUAUAGUAUCACUUAUAAUAGGCAUUGUUUUGGCUGAAAAUGUUUCAAAAACAUUUCGCCUAAACAAUGGAGUGGACUGUCCUGUAAUUGGUUUGGGAACGGGAGGGUUUGAUGGUGCGCCACAGGGGGAACUGGUUAAACAGAUGGUCAGGGAUGCCAUUGACGUCGGCUAUAGACUCAUCGAUACGGCGGCUCUCUAUGGGAAUGAGGAGGCAAUCGGUGAAGCGGUCAAUGAAUUGAUAAGUGCGGGGAAAGUGAGGAGAGAAGACCUGUUCAUAUCGACUAAAAUAUUUCUACUGAUCGGUCAAAGCAUUCCCAUAUCCCGGAGCGAAACGGUAGAGAACGUGCGGUUAGGGCUCCAGAAGCUAAACCAAAGUUACGUGGAUUUGAUUUUAUUUCACUUUCCCUCACAAUCCGACGAAAUUAAUCGCGAGAUCUGGAGUGGACUCGAAGAUGCAUUGUCUCAGGGUUUGGUCCGAUCCAUAGGGGUCUCCAACUUCAAUGUCCAACAG